AUGUACAAUAGUGAAGUACUCUACUCUUUAUUACAUGUUAAUAAGGAAUUAAAUAGAAUCGUAUGUGAUUCUGUUUUUACGUAUCGAUUGAAUUUGCUAAGACUUGUUCCGAAUCAUUUAAUUGUGCUAAAAUCUUUAUCAAGAUGUUUUAUUUAUCCAUUACUUGAUUCAAUACUUAAUCGAUCUUGCUUACAAAUCUUACCUCAAAUAUGUGAUAAUAUCAAAUGGCUGAAUCUUGCAUCAUUUUCAAUAGCACGUCUUUUUUUUGCUGCAAAUUAUCCUAAUUUACAUGAAUUUGGUUUGUACAAUAUUGAAGCAGAAGAAGCUAUCAAUCUUUUUUCUGGUAAAAUAUUUGAUUUCGAUUCUUCUAAUGAUAAAUAUGAAUAA
Messenger RNA from Rotaria sp. Silwood2, 387 nucleotides. NCBI's taxonomy places the organism in Eukaryota, Metazoa, Rotifera, Eurotatoria, Philodinida, Philodinidae. The record is from the annotation of a GenBank genome assembly.